Messenger RNA from Tupaia belangeri chinensis (Chinese tree shrew), 1154 nucleotides. It is a transcript of the gene SRSF12, whose product is annotated as serine and arginine rich splicing factor 12. Gene Ontology annotation, molecular function: nucleic acid binding. The record is from RefSeq and is a predicted model, not a curated record. NCBI's taxonomy places the organism in Eukaryota, Metazoa, Chordata, Mammalia, Scandentia, Tupaiidae. The transcript is spliced from 5 exons. The coding region runs from base 1 to 912 and encodes 303 amino acids.
AUGGUAUCCAAAACCACAAUUAUUAGUAAAGCUUCAGUAGAUUCAGGACCUACAUAUGCAAAAGAAUUACAUCUCUGCUAUGGUUUGAGUGUCCUCACCAAAACUCCAAAACUUAGGCUGAAACUCGACACCAAUACACCAAUGCUGAGAGACUUCGGCUUUCCUACAUUUACUCAGAGUUCCAGAGUCAAAGCCAAGUCUGAUUUUGUUGGUUCUCCGUCUCUUAUAAAGUCCAUCUUGGAAGCCUUAAAGAGUAAAGGUCAAGGUUCAAGAUCAAGUGCUAUUGAGCUAGUCAUAUUUGAAGAUGUUCGAGAUGCUGAAGAUGCUCUUUAUAACCUCAAUAGAAAAUGGGUAUGUGGCCGUCAAAUUGAAAUACAGUUUGCACAAGGUGAUCGCAAAACACCAGGGCAAAUGAAAUCAAAAGAGCGUCAUCCUUGUUCUCCAAGUGAUCAUAGGAGAUCAAGAAGCCCCAGCCAAAGGAGAACUCGAAGUCGAAGUUCUUCAUGGGGAAGAAACAGGAGGCGUUCUGACAGCCUUAAAGAGUCUCGACACAGGCGUUUUUCUUACAGCCAGUCUAAAUCCCGUUCCAAAUCACUACCAAGGCGGUCUACCUCAGCAAGGCAGUCAAGAACUCCAAGAAGGAAUUCUGGUUCUAGGGGACGGUCAAGGUCCACAUCCUUACAAAAAAGAUCCAAGUCAAUAGGAAAAUCACAAUCAAGUUCACCUCAAAAGCAGACUAGCUCAGGAACAAAAUCAAGAUCACAUGGAAGACAUUCUGACUCCAUAGCAAGAUCCCCAUGUAAAUCUCCCAGAGGGUAUACCAAUUCUGAAACUAAAGCACAAACAGCAAAACAUUCCCAUUUUCGGGCACAUUCCAGAUCUCGGAGUUACCGUCAUAAAAACAGUUGGUGAACACAACAGAAGAGCACUACGUAGUCUUUAAUAUAAGUUAUUAAACCUCUCAUUAUGUUAAAUAAAAAUUCUUCAAGGCUUACCGAAAAUGUGAGUUGAUAUUACUUUGGGUAUGUAGAAGAAAUAAAAUCUCUAGCUUUGGAUUGAUUUGGAUUUUGUCUCAAUUUAAGGGCCCUCACCACAAAUUCUGUGUCCAGUGUCACCAUUUUAUGGACCAUUUUUGUUUACAUUGUGACUGAAGA